AUGGAAAAUUGGGAACUUUACACUCAGUGCAGGGGGGCUCAAAUUGUUCCCAAUUUUGGCUGGAAAAACAAACAACUCACACAAGGGAUUAAUUGACACUCUGAUAAACCAAAUUCAAGAUCUGAAGAAUGGUCAUACAGUGGAUGAGAGUGACAUUGUUUUGGUUUUCUGUCCUAUUGUUUCUCGAGCUGGAACUGAUAUUGAGGCAGCGAUGAAAAAAAUCUAUUUCUCUACAGUCUCAAAGAUGGUGGUGCUAGUGGUGCUACAUCACACAUUUGACCCAGAGAAAACUGUACCAGACAGCAGCAGAUGUGUCAACAGGACAGAUAUACUGACAGUGGACUGUCUGUUCUAUGAAGACACAGGAUUACUGAAGUGUCAGAAAAAUGAUGAUGCAAUCGACAAAGUUGUGAACUGGUUAAUACAGCAGGGGGAGAAGAAAGGUAUCAAAGCAUGUCGACGGCAAGACCACUCAUCAUAUUUCUGGACAGGGUGGUUUGGUCAAUCUAAGCAGAAGGUGGAAAAGAAGACUCAAGAAUCAAAGGACAGUCAGCAUCACCAGUCAGCAGCGAAUAAGAUGAAUACGAGUUCACAGGAGCAGAAUGGAGGAAAUUCUCCACAGCUGGAAAAAGAGAAUCAAGAAUCAAAGGACAGUCAGCAUCACCAGUUAGCAGCGAAUAAGAUGAAUACGAGUUCACAGGAGCAGAAUGAAGAAAAUUCUCCACAGCUGGAAAAAGACAAUCAAGAAUCAAAGGAAAGUCAGCAUCACCAGUCAGCAACGAAAAAGAUGAAUUUGAGUUUACAGGAGCAGAAUGGAGGAAAUUGUCCACAGUCGGAAAAAGAGAAUCAAGAAUCAGAAGACAGUCAGCAUCACCAGUCAGCAACGAAAAAGAUGAAUUUGAGUUUACAGGAGCAGAAUGGAGGAAAUUCUCCACAGUCGGAAAAAGAGAAUCAAGAAUCAAAGUACAGUCAGCAUCACCAGUCAGCAACGAAUAAGAUGGAUUCCAGCUCACAGGAGCAGAAUAAAGGAAAUUCUCCACAGCUGGAAAAAGAGAAUCAAGAAUCAAAGGAAAGUCAGCAUCACCAGUCAGCAGCAAAUAAGAUGAAUACGAGUUCACAGGAGCAGAAUGAAGGAAAUUCUCCAAAGUCGGAAAAAGAGAAUCAAGAAUUAAAGGACAGUCAGCAUCACCAGUCAGCAACGAAUAAGAUGGAUUCCAGCUCACAGGAGCAGAAUAAAGGAAAUUCUCCACAGCUGGAAAAAGAGAAUCAAGAAUCAAAGGAAAGUCAGCAUCACCAGUCAGCAGCAAAUAAGAUGAAUACGAGUUCACAGGAGCAGAAUGAAGGAAAUUCUCCAAAGUCGGAAAAAGAGAAUCAAGAAUUAAAGGACAGUCAGCAUCACCAGUCAGCACUGAAUAAGAUGAAUACGAGCUCACAGGAGUUGUCUCCCCAGAAAUGCAGCAGAUGGGAUCAUGUUCCUAGUCCAUCCGACUGGAGACACAAACAUGUCUGAUGUGGAUGUUCCCUGCAGAGACAGUUUGUAGAAGUGGACAUUUAUAAAUAAAUAUUAAUUGUUCAGA
Molecule: messenger RNA, 1577 nt
Organism: Triplophysa dalaica
Lineage: Eukaryota; Metazoa; Chordata; Actinopteri; Cypriniformes; Nemacheilidae
Exons: 15
Coding region: 212-1510 (432 amino acids)
Source: RefSeq, a predicted model, not a curated record